CUCUCUGAACAGUGGUACGGUCCGUGUCCUGCUCAGAGGAGGGAGGGUCAACAUGGCGUCCGAGCAGGAAAGCUCCAACGGGCCAGUGAAGAAAUCCAUGAGAGAAAAGGCCAUAGAAAGACGUAACAUCAACAAGGAACACAACAGUAACUUCAAAGCCGGCUAUGUGCCCAUCGAAGAGGAGCGUCUUCACAAAACAGGCCUCAGAGGACGCAAGGGAAACAUGGCUGUUUGCAUUAUUGUCCUCCUCUUCCUCCUCGCCCUCAUCAACCUCAUCAUCACGCUGGUGAUCUGGACCGUGAUUCGCAUCGGCCCAAAUGGCUGCGACAGCAUCGAGUUCCACGAGAGCGGUCUGCUGCGCUUCAAGCAGAAAGCAGACAUGGGAGUGGUCCACCCGCUGCACAAGAGCACAGUCGGAGGCCGUAAGGACCAGGACCUGGUCAUUGUAGGAAACAACAACCCAGUUGUGUUCCAGCAAGGGACGACAAAGCUGAGUGUGGAGAAGGACAAGACCUCGGUUGUCAGUGAUGUGGGCAUAUCCUUCACAGACCCUCGGACUCAGGCCACAUUCUUUAGCACGGACUUUGAAAAUCACGAGUUCCAUCUGCCGAAGGGAGUCAAAGUCCUCAGUGUUAAAAAGGCUUCGACUGAAAGGGAAAACAGCAUCAUUCUGAACGGAUCAGUCAUGUUCAACGCUACACGGAUCCCCAACUCUGCAGGAGACUUGUUUCUCAAAGAUGGUCUGGAGAGGUACAAGCUCUGCAUGUGUGAAGACGGGACUCUGUUCCGUGUGCUGGUGAAAUUUACCAACAUGGGCUGCCAGACGUCAGACAACCCGUGCAGAAAGGAUCACUAGGUCUGUUGCUCCAUCCCUGCAGAAACAAGAAUAAACACUUACAGAUGUGUGUAAUCUGGACUGACAUGCCGUUUUUAGCUCAUCGCCUGCACUUCAUCACUCUACAGUUAAUGACAGUUUGCCAAACAUAGGUUGGGCUGCAGAUUAUUGCCUUUUGGCCAAAGAUUUUGGUUGCACUUAAUGAAGUUUUGCUCCUCAGAUUUGCCCAACUUCAUCUAAAAUGAACACCUCAGGAGAAGGUGAAGCUGAAAUAUUAUCGACUUACUGAUGCACAUUUAGCAAGGGUUUAUUGAAGUUGUUUGUUGUCAUUAAAUUCACUUGGCAGCUGUGUUUUAUGUCCACCUUGUUGAGUGACUUCUGUAAAACACUACAGGAAAAUUAAAGUAUUAUUUAAUGCUUUA
This is a messenger RNA of Austrofundulus limnaeus, 1257 nucleotides long. It is a transcript of the gene sgcb, whose product is annotated as sarcoglycan, beta (dystrophin-associated glycoprotein). Gene Ontology annotation, cellular component: sarcolemma; sarcoglycan complex. Lineage: Eukaryota; Metazoa; Chordata; Actinopteri; Cyprinodontiformes; Rivulidae. The record is from RefSeq and is a predicted model, not a curated record. Gene Ontology annotation, biological process: muscle organ development.